AUGGCCGGCGUCAUCCAGCCGUCCGAAGCCGCAGGCAUGAACGGCAACACCCAGAGCGGCAUCACCGCCGCCGAGGUCAAGAACAACAAGACCUCGGGUGGAAACGCUGCAUUCCACAACUUCAACAACGACUUCGCCCACAUCGCUGACGCCAACGAGCGCCGUCGCCUGGCUUUGGCAGAGAUUGACAAGGCGCCUUUCGGCUGGUACCAUGUCCGUGCCAUUAUCGUUGCUGGUAUCGGCUUCUUCACCGAUUCGUAUGACAUCUUCACCAUCGGUCUCGUCACCUCCAUGUUGGGUAUCGUGUACUUCGGCGGCACCCUUCCCGCGGACUACGACACUGCUAUCAAGGUUGCUACGUCCGCCGGCACCGUUGUUGGCCAACUCGGCUUUGGAGCUCUCGCCGACAUUGUCGGUCGCAAGAAGAUGUACGGUGUUGAGCUCAUCAUCAUCAUCAUCGCCACCCUCGCCCAGGCCCUCUCGUCGAACUCCCCUUCUGUUUCCAUCGUCGGUCUCAUCGUUUUCUGGCGUGUCAUCAUGGGCAUUGGUAUUGGCGGUGACUACCCUCUCUCUGCCAUCAUUACCUCCGAGUUCGCCACGACCAAGUGGAGAGGUUUCAUGAUGAACGCCGUAUUUGCCAACCAGGGUUUCGGCCAGCUUGCUGGUGGCCUCAUGCUGCUCAUCGUUACCGCCGGCUUCCAGGGAUCUCUCGAGACUGCCACCAAGGCUGCUACAUGCUCUACUACCGCGCCUUGUCUGUUGGCUGUUGACAAGAUGUGGAGAACCAUGAUCGGCAUGGGUGCCGUUCCUGGAUGCAUUGCUCUGUACUUCCGUCUUACUAUUCCGGAGACUCCCCGAUACACCUUCGACAUCGAAAACGACGUGUCAAAGGCCGAGGGCGACGUCGACUUUUACAAGCAGGGCAAGUGGGGUGAGGCCGACGUUGAUGAGGCUGCCCGCGUUGUUGCCCGCCAAGAGGCCAAGGCGCAGCUUGAGGUACCCAAGGCCUCGUGGAGUGACUUCUUCCGCCACUACAGCAUCUGGAAGAACGCCAAGGUUCUCAUCGGUACCGCUGGUUCGUGGUUCUUCCUCGAUGUCGCCUUCUAUGGUCUCGGACUGAACAAUGCUAUUAUCCUCAACGCCAUCGGAUGGUCUGGUGGCAGCAACAUGUACCACAUCUUCUACAAGACGGCUGUCGGUAACUUGAUCCUCGUCCUCGCCGGUGCCGUCCCCGGAUACUGGGUUUCCGCCGCCCUCGUCGACACAAUCGGCCGCAAGCCCAUCCAGCUCUUCGGUUUCUUCACCCUUACCCUCCUCUUCUGCGUCAUCGGCUUCGACUACUGGAACCUUUCCGGAUCUGCUCUGAUGGCUCUGUACACCAUCGCGCAGUUCUUCUUCAACGCCGGCCCCAACUCGACGACGUUCAUUGUCCCUGGCGAGUGCUUCCCGACGAGGUACCGCUCCACUUCCCACGGUAUUUCCGCCGCCUCGGGCAAGGUUGGUGCCAUCAUCGCACAGGUUGUGUUUGGUCCGCUCAGGACCAUCGGAGCCAACAGUGCCCUGGCCAAGACCGACCCCAGAUGGAGCACCCCGUGGCUCAACCACAUCAUGCAAAUCUUUGCGCUUUUCAUGCUUUGCGGUUUCUUCACAACCUGGUUGAUUCCUGAGACGGCGAGGAAGACGCUGGAGGAGCUCUCUGGCGAGGAUGACCUUGCUACCAGUGCCAUCCCUGUCCACGGCCACAACGAGGAGAAGCGCGUUGAGGAGGGCAACGCCGCCGGAUCCGUCUGA
Molecule: messenger RNA, 1791 nt
Organism: Colletotrichum spaethianum
Lineage: Eukaryota; Fungi; Ascomycota; Sordariomycetes; Glomerellales; Glomerellaceae
Product: repressible high-affinity phosphate permease
Exons: 5
Coding region: 1-1791 (596 amino acids)
Biological process (GO): transmembrane transport; phosphate ion transport
Cellular component (GO): membrane
Molecular function (GO): phosphate transmembrane transporter activity
Source: RefSeq, a predicted model, not a curated record